GUCUCAACUCCCAUGGAUCCCCCUUCCCCCCAGCUUUGGGCGACUGCAUCCAGAGAAUGGUACAUACCCCCGAAACCAAAGCCCGGCCGCAAGCCGAAGAAAGAUGUCGCUCCCCCAGCUGCCCAGUCAAGCGAGGUCGAUGCCAAGGGCCGCCGCGUCCAGAAUCGCGCUGCACAAAGAGCCUUUCGUGAGCGCAAGCAGACCCAGCUGGCUGACCUCCAAGCUCGUGUCCAAUCCUACGAGCAGGGCGAAGUGCAACGCAAUCUUGCCCUGCAGAAUGUCGCGCUGCGGCUCAAGCAGGAAAACGACACUCUCCGGCAGGAAAACGCGGCACUCAAGGAGCGGCUCGCCCAUGCUGAGCAAGAGCGCAACCUUGCGCAGGACAUAGCCCGCGAGGCUGCGGACCGGAAACGCUACCGCGACGACUCUCCUGCUUCGAGCAUCGGAUCUAGUCAGCGGAAAAAGCACAAGGUCGACCACCGUGAACCGGAUGUCCAGGCUCCCCGCUUUGCGCAGUCGUACAUCUCGUCCCCCACGUCCAUGGUCUCUUCCCCAGACUCGCUGGGAUCGACCGAAACUUGCUUCUCAUCUGUGCCGUUCGACUCUCAUCAGGAUACUUUCCAUGCGGCAGCUUUCCCUGGGCUGAAGACAGAGCCGAGCUCAUUCCCUGCAUUCGACUGCGGGUUCUGCAGUGAUAAUUCCCUUUGCGUGUGCCGAGAUGUUUUCCAACCGCUUCCGGAGGUGAAGAUGGCCCUAAGCAACGAUCCGAGUAUCAUCGUGCUAGACAAUCCUGCACCAGUGAACGAGCCCUCGAUUCUCGAUAACCUGCCGCCGUACCAGCCUCCUGUACCACUGCGUAUUCGGCCGAAAGGUACCAGGCCGACCAACCCGAUCUUUGAGAUCACUCCGGCUUGUUCCGGGGACCCUGCCAAUUGCCCUGCUUGUGCCGACGACUCCUUUGGCAAGGCAUUUUGCGAGAAGAUAUCGACGCUUCCCCCCUGUGGAGAUUGUUCGUGUCCUUCGGUCGCCGACACAAUGCCCGACGGGAACAUGGCCGACUCGUCGCCACCCCCGGAAACGAUGCCCACAAGCGAUGCUUGGCGGCGACUCAAGUCACACCCGAAUGUGUCGUUUUCGGAUCUGGACAUGCUGGCAGAUGUCGUUGCGCGGCGUUCAAAAUGCACUGGCCCACGUGUAUUGCUGAGCCCUGAGCCCGAGGCUGGGUCCAGCUCCGAUCAGCCCAUCCUGCUCACCGAUCCACAUGCUUCGUAUCGACAGCAGCAACUGGUACGGGAGGUCAGCGCAGAUGCCGUUCGCGAAGCGUUAUGUUUACUAGACGGUAAAUAUAUUCCGCAGUGAAUGUGUCUAUGGUACUGGUUAUUACAUGCUGCUGCCCGCG
Molecule: messenger RNA, 1399 nt
Organism: Mycena citricolor
Lineage: Eukaryota; Fungi; Basidiomycota; Agaricomycetes; Agaricales; Mycenaceae
Source: the annotation of a GenBank genome assembly